AUGAUCAAAUUUCGCGUGGGACCGAGUGUGGAAAGCUUACAAGCCGUUAAGCCAUUGAAAAUCGAAGAGCGAAAAGAAAUUGUUGAUCUGAGAGUUCUGUGCAUUGCAAAUACGCGCAAAUAUGCAGCUUGUUUCAUGGGAGUUCGACCUUUUGAAGGAUUUGGAUUGCCAGGUGAUGGCUUGAUAGUUAAAUCCAAGCGCGAUUCGACGACCUAUCAUGACGCCAAUACCGGUUCAAACGGAAUUGAUAUCAUGUUGGUGGUUUUGCGCCAACAUCUAAGUUUUCACCCAGAAUUGUGUGUUCCCCAGGAUCAGAUUACCGACGAGGAGACCGAGGUAUACAAAGUUGCUUGGAUGAAUCUUGGUGAAAAUAAGAUUCAGGAUUGGGACAUCAAAAGAAAGCUCUUCAAGUCUGUUCACGGAAUUCAUGAGCUUCACUUUGAUGAUAUCAUGGAAAAGAAGUUCUCAUUUGAAGAUGCUCUCGCGCAUCCGAAGCGCUCACUUCGACAUCGCAAGCCACAUAAUGCUACGAAAUACCCCGAUGAACCUGAUCCAGCUUGGGCAAGAGCCAUCGCAGAACCGGAUUCUCUUCAUUUGUUUAAUGAAUUGAGAUGGGAUGGCGUUAAGGAAUUGGAUGCAUUCAUUGAUAGGCAUUUUAAAACUGUCAGAUAUGGGAACGAACGACGGAUAUUUUUCGCAGCCAAGCCAUGGUUUUUCAAGGUUCUAUAUGAACCCCAGAUGAUUAUGAGGUCCAUAUCCGAGCUUCGAAAUUUUGAGAUGGGUGGAAUUGUAACAAGGGAGCUGAAAGUCACUGGCGGUCUAAUCAUUCAUAACAAGGAAAAGCACGUUUACGCUUUAUGUGCCGUUGUCAGACUGGGAAAUGGGAAUGAUAUCCAAGAUGACGUUCGCACAUACCACCCUAGCGGCAGAGAGGUUACCCCUCUAGGAACACCCAAGGAAUUCGUCGCCAAAGCCGAAUAUAAAAAAUUGGGAAAGAGAUGGUCCAUUAAAGAUGGUGGUCGAUACAUGCUUUUUUAUGUUCGAAUUACGCCCCAGCCAGCACCUCUCCCCGAGGAUUAUUUUGAUGAGGAUGCUCCCGAGUUUGAACCAAGAUACUCAUGGGAUACAUCUGAUGUCAAUGUGACCGAUGUCAAUCAACAGAAUCGAGGUGCACUUGAGAACACUUCAUCAAGUACGUCACAGUCUAGUUCCAACAAGGGACAGCUUGGAUUUCAUUCGGAACCACGAAAGUUUGCGCCUUCAACAAAUUCUCGAGUACCUAUGUUUGGUCCCAAUUCCCCAAUGCCGAUGUUUGGGCCUCGAUCGAGUUCCGAACUACCUCAGCUUGGGUCAACUUUUCAAGCACCUAAGUUUGGAUCUAGUACUCAGGCAUCUGGAUCUGGGUCUUGCAGUCAAGAAUCUGCUAUCAAUGCAAGAAACCCACCCAAGAUGACUCCAACACCUUCUUCAGCUCGUACUCAUAGCAGCAGAAAUUCGAGAAAGAGAGGUCAAGAUGGACUGAUGCAUGAUGAUGCCGAUCAUAGCGAAAACAAUGAUUCUCACCAAUCAUCAAAAUCAGGUGGUAGAUCAUCAUCCAGACCGAGGAAUGGAGAAUAUUGUAAUUUCUGUCGAAAGUCUGGUCAUGACGAGAGAGAUUGUUACAAGAAGAACCCGGCGCUAUCGGCAGCUCGUGGUGCUUCAAAUGGACGAGGAAAUCAUUCACAGCGUCGUGGUAGGGGAUCUUUGGGGGGAAGAUUUGGGCCUCUCAAUGAAGGGGUUGGAUCUUCCACAGAUCAAAAUCGUGGAGAUCGAGAACCAGAUUCGGGAGGGUAUGGAUCCAAUCGGAAUUUUAAUAUAGGACGGGACGGAUGGGUUUGGAAAUUCGGUUGA
Messenger RNA from Botrytis sinoallii, 1890 nucleotides. RefSeq lists its product as uncharacterized. The record is from RefSeq and is a predicted model, not a curated record. NCBI's taxonomy places the organism in Eukaryota, Fungi, Ascomycota, Leotiomycetes, Helotiales, Sclerotiniaceae. The transcript is spliced from 2 exons. The coding region runs from base 1 to 1890 and encodes 629 amino acids.